Molecule: messenger RNA, 3113 nt
Organism: Xiphias gladius (swordfish)
Lineage: Eukaryota; Metazoa; Chordata; Actinopteri; Istiophoriformes; Xiphiidae
Gene: pwwp2b
Product: PWWP domain containing 2B
Exons: 3
Coding region: 278-2149 (623 amino acids)
Cellular component (GO): nucleoplasm; nucleus
Source: RefSeq, a predicted model, not a curated record
ACCACCGUAUCGUUUGCCAUAUAAUAGAAACUCCAUCCAUAUUCCAUUGAAAUGAUGGUGCACGUUUACAACAGAACGCCAUUAAUCUCUCGCUGGGAGAACCGAGGCAUUCCCCAGAAGAGUCCGUAGUAAUGAAUGGCAUCAAACAAGUCAAAGUGAGACAGAGAAAGGCCUCCUGCUCCAAUAGCGAAGGGGAGACGGAUCUUUGGCCGACGCGACCGUGGCUCCCUUGGCCGGGAUCGAGCACCGCCGAGCCGGACACUUCACCCCGGGAAACAUGGAGGCUGUGGCCGAGGAGCUGCGGGCCGGCUCUCGGGUACCUGUCACUAUCGAUCAAAUAGUGAACGAUACACUGGUGGUGACGCUGACCUAUCGAGAAAGGAGCUACACGGGGAUAUUACUUGAUAGCAACAAAAAGAGUGGGCUCUUCUGUCUACCAGAUUUCAAAGCAAAACCUGGGGACUGCCAGAUAUCUAAACCAGGUUGUGAAAUCCCAGAAGUUCUGAGUGAGGAGCCGGUUUCCAAUUCUCCCAGCCAGGCUUCACACAGACCAAAGGAUGAAAACACUCUCCCUGAAAGCAGCAUACCUCCUGCACCUCUUCCCUGCCCCAUACCCACACCAGUGCCAGCUGGACAGACUCCUUACCCUCCUUAUUUUGAAGGAGCCCCCUUCCCUCAUCCCUUAUGGGUGCGCCACAGCUACAGCCAAUGGGUACCUCAGCCCCCUACUCGACCAAUCAAGAGAAAGAAGAGGCGGACGCGAGAACCAGGCCGCAUGACCAUGAGUACUAUCCGUCUGCGUCCACGUCAGGUACUAUGUGAAAAGUGCAAGAACACACUGAAUAGUGAUGAAGACAGCAAAGAUGGCAUGAGCAACACCAAGACAUCUAGAAAAGAGAAUGCACUACAGAGCGACGACGAUGGUGAUGACAAGGAUAUCCCCUCUAAGCUGUCGAGAAAAGAGGAUGUAGUUGCAACCAAGGACACUAAAAGACGGGAAAAUAGCACCAGCCUUGACAGCAAGCGCCUUAGGAAGGACAAAAGGGGGGAGGCUGACGGGGAGAAGUUCCCCGGAGGUGAAGUGAUUAUUCCUCACAGUCCAGUCAUAAAGAUCUCCUACAGCACUCCACAGGGCAAGGGGGAGGUCAUGAAGAUCCCCGCACGAGUCCACGGUUCAGUCAAGCCAUUUUGCCCCAAACAGCUGGUGCAGAAUGGUGUGGGAGAGAACGGUAAGGCGCCUUCUGAUCCCACCAAGGAACAACGGCACAUUCUAGAUGCCACAAGGUCUGGCCUCACUGUGUCCAUUCCCAAACUCAAACUAACCAGGCCUUUCACAACUGUGGGUCAGGACUUGCCUUCUCCAAAGAUCCGCUUGAGACCCCCCCAGAGGGAGGGUGAGGAGAGUGUGGUCGAGUAUGAGGCAGAACUUGUAGAAGGCUCUAGGAGACGAAGCCCCAGGGUUCCUGGUCCCUGCCUCCCCCACUCUGAAGACUCAGGGGAAGGCAAGAACUCUCUGGAGUUGUGGUCAGGGAGUUCUGGGGAAGAGGCUGAGCGCGGCCACAGCGACCUCACCCUUCUCAUCAAUUUCCGGAAGCGUAAAGCAGAUUCUUCUAGCCUGUCCGUCUGCAGCAGCGACAGUCUAGAUGAAUCCAAGUCCUUUAGCUCUGAUGGCACCUCACCAGAGCUGUGUGAUCUGGCGCCUGGCGAAGACCUCUCCGUAACCUCAUCUUCUGUACCUUCACGGGAGGACUGCAAGACAGUGCCACCACUUACGGUGCGGCUGCACACGCGCAGCAUGACAAAGUGUGUAACAGAGGAGGGUCACGCUGUGGCGGUGGGCGACAUUGUGUGGGGGAAGAUCCAUGGCUUCCCUUGGUGGCCAGCACGCGUCCUCAGCAUCAGCGGCACCCGCAAACAGGAGACAGCCAGUUGUGAGGCGCCAUGGCCCCAGGCAAAGGUGGCGUGGUUCGGUUCACCCACCACCUCCCAGCUCUCUGUUGCCAAACUGUCGCCCUUCAGAGAGCUAUUCAGGUCCCGCUUCAACCGCAAGAAGAAAGGGAUGUACCGGAGAGCUAUCCUGGAGGCAGCCAAGGCUGUGGGUCACAUGAGUCCGGAGAUUACAUCGCUGCUUUCCCACUGCGACACGUAGGUUAGUUCACAACAUUUACACUUGGGUGUAUCACAUCUACUGUUAUAGUCUGAUACAUGUGACCUUGUGCUUUCUAAGUCCUUAAAUAGGGCUGGGCAAUAAACUGAAAAUUUACCAGAAACAUCAUUAAUCUCUCAACUACCGAAAUAAAACUAUGUUGGUAUGUUCAAUUAAUUGAUUCCUUUAGACACGCUGUAGCCAAUCCCUACACUGCACCUGGAUGUACAACAAUGAAUCACAUUUACCCUACUUAGAAUCAACCAAUGAGUUUCAGAAAGCAUGUACUUUUGUCGUUUGUGUGGAUUCAUUCAAACAGAGGAAGUUUGGUCAGCGUUGUUCCAACUGGUAGCUCUAAGCUACGAGAUCAACUAAGAGUGUUGAGUCGGAAAAAACGAAUCAAAUGUUGUAAAGGUUGAUACAGGGCACUGGUGCAGAUGUUGAAGAGCUGGCCCAAAAAGUAGAUGCACUUGCAGUUUGUUUCGUCACCUUACAGAAUGAACAGUAAUUCAUCUCUUUUGUGUUAUUAAACAUACAAUAUGCAUAAGAUGCUCUGGCAAACUGACUUAUCUAAGGCAUUACUAAAGAGUUAUGAAACAUAAGAUGUACUUGGAACCUAAUAAAGGAAAAGGGUGCAUUGUGCUUAAAUAAUUCAUCCAUUUUCAAAUUGCUCAUUCUUUUGAGGUUAACUUAAAACAACUAAGGCUCAAAAGAUUCAGUUGAAAUCUCAAGGCCAAAAGGCAAGAAACAGUUUUAGUAGUAGCCUCAUUGAGCUUCACAAUCUGCAGCUCCAACCUGAGGAUAAGAUGUAAUUCUUCCUGAAUUCAUCCCAAAAGAAAUAUUUUUGCCAAAUAUGCUCAGUGUACAUAGUAUAAAAGAAUAUAUAUUGGCAGCAGAACUUGUGAAAUGUUGAUUAAAUAUUUAUCUGACACACUGAAGUAGCAGCUGGAGCCCCAUGACUUUUACA